AUGCCAAAUGUGGCCAUGAGUAAGGUUGUGCCACAACGAAGUACUCUACCACGACUUUCCACCCGUCGACGGCACGAAACGAAAGCUUUGGAAAGUUUGCAUGCCGUUCCGCAUAGUUCACGGAGCAAUCCGCCAGUUAGACGGAAUUUGGCAUACGAUGCAUCAUUGAAUGGUUGCACAAGUAGUAGUGGCAGCACGAUUUCAGUGACAGCAUUCGAAGCAAUACAAUCGGGAUCACGGGAUUCGCCAACAUCCGUUAUCGAUACCGCUAUGGAGCAGUCACAAAGUGAUGUGUCCCAUGAUAAUGAAACGGCUACAAUUUCAGUAACAGAUAUGACAGCCAGUACCUCAACAUCGGAUGUUCCUCCUUCGGUUACAUCUACUAGGCAUCAAUCUACUUCCACAACCUCACACAAUCCAAUGACGCCAAUGCCCUUCCGCUGCUUUCCUGGCAGUAAAGCCAGACGUGUUCGGUUUUAUCGUAAUGGUGAUCAGUAUUUCAAGGGCAUGUGGUAUGCAAUAUCGGUGGAAAGAGUGCGGUCUUUCCAGGCUCUUUUGGGUGACCUGACGAGAACAUUAACUGACGCUAUCAAUUUGCCACAUGGUGUUCGUUACAUCUUCUCUCUUGAUGGUUCUCAUAAAUUGUCUUCAUUGGAAGAAUUUGAAGAUGGCGAAGGUUAUGUUUGCUCAAGUUCGGAGUUAUACAAACGGGUUGACUACGAGAAUGCUCGCGAACCAACUUGGCGUAUAUCGUUGGCCGGUUCCUCUCCAACACCCUUGAUGGUGAAUUCACCAUUGAAGCAGGAACCAAAUGAUUUUGUUUAUCCAAGAAUUAUCACUGUUAUUAGGAAUGGUGUUAAACCACGCCGUGUUGUUCGUCAUUUAUUGAAUAAGCGGACUGCAAGAUCUUUUCUUCAAGUGAUCCAGGAUAUAACAGCUGUGGUUAAGCUUGACAGUGGCGCAGUUCGAAAGUUAUAUGCACUUAAUGGCAAAGAAGUCACUUGUUUGGCAGACUUUUUUGGUGAAGACGAUGUGUUUAUUGCAUAUGGAAAAGAAAAAAUGAGUGUUGAUGACUUCUACGUUGUUUCGGAAGAAUCGAAAAGGCUUUAUAGUUUACGAUCUCGUACACCUCGCGGUAAACCACCGCGGAGGAGAAUGCCAGCAAGGAAUGAAACCCUACGAGAAGAUCGUGCUGGAAGUGUGGUUCCUGAUUCCGAAAUGAGUCGACAUCUGCCUUUAGCUCUUGAUAAUGUUAUGUAUUUGGUUCGGUUAAUCGGUGAUGGUAAUACAGCUUUGGUUUAUGAAACGAUGUGCAAGAGAACUCGAGAAAGAAAAGCACUGAAAGUAAUUAGCCACGAGAACGUUAUCGGAAAGGAAGAGUUGAUUAAGUCGGAAAUUUCCAUAAUGCGAAAAAUUUCGCAUGAGUUUAUCGUACAAAUGCACAAUUGUUGGGAAUUUGAAGGAUCAUUUUAUUUAUCUUUAGAGCUUAUUACGGAUGGUGAUUUAUUCGAAUAUCUUUGUCAAGUUCGUCAUGUCACUGAGCGAUCUGCUGCAGGGCUCAUAAAUUGUUUGGCAUCUGCACUUGAUUAUUUGCACAAUUUAAAUAUAGUCCAUCGUGAUGUUAAGCCUGAAAAUUUGCUGGUUUAUAUUUGUCCUUUCACGGGAGACUUGCGAUUGAAGUUAGCCGAUUUUGGUUUGGCUGUGGAAAUGAACAAUGACGAGCCAUUGAGAGUGAUUUGUGGUACACCAACCUACGUUGCACCUGAAGUCCUUGCAGAGCUUGGAUAUGAUCAUAAAGUAGAUCUGUGGGCUGCAGGCGUCAUCCUUUAUGUGCUUUUAUGUGGUUUUCCACCUUUUCAAAGUGCCAGUGGUAGUCAGGAACAAUUGUUCGAACAAAUUUUAAGUGGACGUUUCUCAUUUCCGCCACCUAUUUGGGAUAAAAUUUCAUAUUCUGCUAAAGGUCUUAUACAGGGACUAUUGCAACUGGACGUUGAGGAACGAUUUUCGGCUUCACAAAUCCUGGAGUAUCCGUGGAUCCUGGGCUGCGGUUCAGUAAAUGAUGAUUAUGAAAAGUUAAUGGAAGCCGCCGUGAAAGCUAGUGUUCAAAAAGAAGCGCAGAGAAAUGCUUUGGAAGAAAGCGAUGUUGAAUUCUACUACUCGAGGAGAACAAGUAUGGAUGAACUGAGCGAGAGUUCUCGUCGAAAUAGCUCAUUCGAAUAUUUACCGAACAGUGAGAGCAAUUUAAACGAUGAAUGA
Molecule: messenger RNA, 2256 nt
Organism: Cercopithifilaria johnstoni
Lineage: Eukaryota; Metazoa; Nematoda; Chromadorea; Rhabditida; Onchocercidae
Source: the annotation of a GenBank genome assembly